GGGGCGCAUACUGGUUUCAAAGUCCAACUAAUGCAGUGCGUAAUAAUGAAGAGCUCAAAGGAAGCCGUUCAGACAGCAGCUAAAGAGUUUUUGCAGUUUGUAAACAGAGGGGUAUCUCCAUAUCACGUGGUGGAAGAAUGUCGAAAACGUCUACUGGCGGCGGGAUUUGUGGAACUGAAGGAGACAGAAAAGUGGGAUGUUCAGCCAACUAAGAAAUACUUUGUGACACGAAACUUUUCCAGUGUCAUCGCCUUUGCGAUUGGUGGGCGUUACUCUCCUGGAAAUGGCUUCUCCAUGGUUGGAGCCCAUACAGACAGCCCCUGUCUCAGGGUGAAGCCAAGGUCGAAGAGGACAAAGCAAGGAUGCCUCCAGGUUGGUGUGGAGUGCUACGGCGGAGGAAUCUGGAACACCUGGUUUGACCGUGACCUUACUGUUGCGGGCCGUGUCAUGGUUAAGGGAGAUGGCAAACUGCUCCAUCGGCUGGUGCAUGUGCCACGACCUGUGCUGAGGAUCCCUCACCUGGCUAUCCACCUACAGAGGGACAUCAAUGACUCCUUUGGGCCCAACAAGGAGAACCACCUAGUGCCCAUUCUGGCCACCGCCGUCCAGGAAGAGCUGGAGACAGGUAAUGCGUCUUCAGGCGACGCCUGUGGCGCUGCCAGCACGGCUGACAAGCACCACCCAGCACUGGUGAAGCUUUUAUGUUGGGAGCUCCAAGUUGAGCCUGAAACGCUUCUUGACUUUGAGCUCUGUCUUGUUGACACUCAGCCAGGGGCAUUAGGAGGCGCGUAUGAAGAGUUCAUUUACUCUCCUCGCUUGGACAACCUCCACAGUUGCUACUGUGCCCUGCAGGCGCUGAUCGAGUCCUGCUCGGGAGAUUCUCUGGCCCAAGAUCCCAACAUCCGCAUGGUGACGCUGUUCGACAAUGAAGAGGUGGGCUCUGUGAGUGCCCAGGGGGCACAGUCCAACCUUACCGAACUCAUCCUCAGCCGCCUGGCCAGCUCUCCGUCCAACCCCACCGCCUUCCAGCAGGCGGCGCCACUAUCCUUCAUGAUAAGCGCCGACAUGGCACAUGCUGUGCACCCUAACUACCAGGAGAAGCAUGAGGAGAACCAUCGGCCAGCUUUCCACAAGGGUCCAGUGAUCAAAUUUAACAGCAACCAGCGCUACGCCACAACUGCUGUGACUGCUGCCGUUGUCCGCGAGAUCGCCAGUCAGGCAGGCGUUCCUCUUCAGGACGUUCUGGUGCGUAAUGACAGCACGUGCGGAAGCACCAUCGGACCCAUCCUUUCCGCUCAGUUAGGUGUCCCCGUGGUGGACAUCGGUGCUCCCCAGCUCUCCAUGCACUCCAUCCGGGAGAUGUGCUGUACCUCCAGCGUGUUGCAAAGCACCACGCUCUUUAAGGCUUUCUUCGAGUUGUUUCCUCGUGUGAGGAGGUCACUGGUGGUGGAUUAG
This is a messenger RNA of Nerophis lumbriciformis (worm pipefish), 1455 nucleotides long. NCBI's taxonomy places the organism in Eukaryota, Metazoa, Chordata, Actinopteri, Syngnathiformes, Syngnathidae. The record is from RefSeq and is a predicted model, not a curated record.